ACGUUUAGGAGCAAAAGAGUCGACGAUGCGAUGGGUAAAAACAAAGCCCCGUGUAAAAGUGUCCGAAAACCGUGCGUAGCAUCAAACAAAUCGUAACUCGGCCAGCGAAUCUAGGUGCCGUUGUUUUCGGGGACGCGUGUGCAGUGCCGUUUUAAGUGUCGGUAAUCGCCAAAAUCCACAAAAAAUUUAAGGAUUUUUUAAAAAAACGUUCGCUAAACGCAUUUCGUUCGUUCACUCACACACACACGUAAACCUAACACACGCACAGACGCAGACAAACACAACGCGCAGCGCAUAUACACACACAAAGAAAAGAAGGCAGUGAAAAUCGACAAGCGCACGCAUGCACACACACACUGACAAGCACGCAGGCGAAAAAGUGUUGAUAUAUAUCCAAUAUAUUGAUGUUGUGUGCAACGUUGUUGUUGCUGCUGCUACUGCUGUGUGAGUGAGUGAGGGCGAGCGAGAAAGAGUGAGUGCGGUGCGCGCAGGAUAAAGCGAAGAUGAGCCACAAAGCGAAGGAGUGAAAAAAUAAUUAACGGCAAAGCGGACUGCAAAGCGCAGAGCGGAUAAAAGAGGAGCGUUAACAACAAUAACAACGACUGGGGGUCCCCUGCAAAAUCAACAACAACAGCAAGAACCACAUCAACAAUAAUAACAGAAGCAAGAACAUCAACAACAAGAACUACAACUACAAAUUGGCCCUCUUAUUUCGGCAGUCGCAUAGCAUAGCCCCAUCUCGCUCUCUCGUUCGUUGGGGGAUACGAAAAAGUUCACAUGCAACAACAACGACAACAAACAAUAGCAGUCGCAGUCGACGCGGGCAGAGGCAGCGACAGAGACCGCGGCGCACUGAACGUAUUUUGUACAUAUAAACAAAAAUAGUUUUUAAACUCCCCAAAAUCUAAAUCUAAACCUAAAGUUAAGUCUAAAAGGGAAACUUAGAGCCCUAAGCAUAAAUCUACAGUUAAUAAGUUAAUUAAAAGCAAGCGAGUCCGGCAGUGUGCUUGAGUUUGAAAGGGGAGAACCGAAGGAGAGGAACACAGCGAGAGAGAAAAGAGGAAGAGAAGAACGCUCAAGAGAAAUUCGCCUUUUACACGAUUUUAAAUUGAGCGUUUGGCAGAGAUCCAUUAUACAUAUACAUCCAUCCAAAAAGAGAGGAGAGUAACAGUGAGAGAGACGGAGGAAGAGGAAGCUGAGGAAAACAAACAAACGGGGGAGCAGCUGAAGAAGAAGAACAAGAAUCAGCUUCAGCAGUAGAAGGAGCAACUGUAAACACACACAAUCUCAGCCUCACGCUGGCGAAUCGCAACGGCGGCAACAACAACAGAGGAGGAGGAGGCGGCGGUAACAACAACAACAAUGGAGGAGGCGGAGGAGCGGCUGCAGUCGGCGCUGGCGCCGAAGGAGCAGCAGGAGGCGGCGCAGGAGCCGGAGCGGCGGGCAGAGACGCUGCAGGAGCAGCGGCCAACGAAUGGAAUCCGGAGGAAAUGGACCGCUUCAGCUUCGACGACUCCAUCCGCUUCGAGGAAGACUCCCUCUGCAGCUGGAGCUCUGAACCGGAAUCGCUGUGCAACAACUGGCGCGGCUGGAAGAAGCCCGCUGCAGGCAGCGGCGCAGGCAAUGGCGGCUUGAGCGGCAUGGGCGGUAUGGCUGUGGCCGGCGGCUCAGGAGCACCGCCGUUCGGAGGAGCAGGAGCCUCUGGUUCCUGCACACCGGGCGGCAAUGGAACGGCCAUGGCCAACACAUCCACCUGCGGCAGACAUUAUGUAUCCACAUUGGCCGAACUGGCAGCCCGCUGUGUGGCCUCCUACAUACCGUUCGAGCUGGUUGAGCACGUGUAUCCGCCGGUGCCGGAGCAGCUGCAGCUGCGCAUUGCGUUCUGGAGCUUUCCGGACAACGAGGAGGACAUCCGGCUCUACUCCUGUCUGGCCAAUAGCUCGGCGGACGAGUUCAAUCGCGGCGACUCGUUGUUUCGGUUGCGAGCUGUCAAGGAUCCGCUGCAGAUAGGCUUUCACCUCUCGGCCAGCGUUGUCAAUCAGACGCCGCGUGCCUAUUUCAAUGUGGCCGUCACCUUUGACCGCCGACGCAUCUCCUCUUGCAACUGCACCUGCACCUCGUCCGCCUACUGGUGCUCCCACGUAGUCGCCGUUUGUCUGCAUCGCAUCCAUUGCCCCCAGGAGGUCUGUCUGCGUGCCCCGGUAUCGGAAUCAUUGACUCGCCUGCAACGCGACCAAUUGCAAAAGUUUGCCCAGUAUCUGAUCAGCGAGCUGCCUCAGCAGAUCUUGCCGACGGCUCAGCGGCUCCUGGAUGAGUUGCUCAGUGCGCAACCCACGGCGAUCAACACUGUGUGCGGUGCACCUGAUCCCACGGCUGGGGCCUCGAUCAACGACCAGACCAGCUGGUAUCUGGACGAGAAGACGUUGCAUAACAACAUUAAACGAAUCCUCAUCAAGUUCUGUUUGCCCGCCCCGAUUGUGUUUAGCGACGUAAACUAUCUGACGAACUCGGCUCCCCCAGCGGCGGCCGAAUGGAGCUCGCUACUCCGACCGCUGCGGGGACGUGAGCCGGAGGGCAUGUGGAAUCUACUUUCGAUCGUACGCGAGAUGUACAGGCGCUGUGAUCGGAACGCAGUGCGUCUGCUGGAGAUCAUCACGGAGGAGUGCUUGUACUGCGAUCAGAUACUCAUCUGGUGGUUCCAGACGAAGUUGGCACUGAUGAUGGGGUCCCACGGCCACUCCGGCGGUAAGCAUUCUAACACUCACUCCAACUCCACGGCACUGCAGCAUGCUUGCAGUUCGCUGUGCGACGAAAUCGUGGCACUGUGGCGAUUGGCAGCGCUCAAUCCCGGCCUGGCGCCGGAUGAGCGAGAUAUGCUGCACGCUCAGUUCACGGCCUGGCAUCUAAAGAUUCUUGACCGGGUGGUCAAGAGCCGAAUGAUGCCGUCGUACACCAACAAGCACCAGCAGAACUCGCGAUCCGAGACGGAGCUGUUUAUCGGCUUCAAGCCGGCCAUCGAGGCGUGCUACUUGGACUGGGAGGGCUACCCCAUACCGGGAGUGACGCACACCCACGACACGAAUCCCAUCUACUACUCGCCGUUCACUUGCUUCAAGCACACGGACCUCAAGGGCGAGUCUAACAAUCCCGGCCAGCUGAAUGCCACCCAAGCGCUGAUGUCGAACAACAAGCACUACAAUUACUUUAGUUCAUCCAGCGAUCAUGGCAUGCACGCAGGAGCCUUCAAGCAGAGGUUGGACCGGCCUUUUCGUGAGUCGCGAUUCUAUACGAAUCCGGCCGAUCUGGACGGAGGAGCAGCGUUGGCGGGCGGAGGAUCCGGUAGGUUUUCCACGGGACUGGGCUCCGUUGCCGUUGGAGGAGCUGGUGCAGGAGGCUUGGGUCAGAUGAGCGGAGGAGUUAACAACUCUGUUGGAGGAUCAGCGGCCGCCGAAGUGAAUCCCGUGCAGCAGCAGCUUCCCAGUGGCUCGGCGGGAGUCGGUGCCUCUGUGACAAAUGCCAAGGUUGUGGUAGCAACAGAUGGCAAUCGUUCGAGUGCCAGCAGCGAGGGAUUCUGCGAGAACGACGAUUUCGGCGGCGACACCAGCAGCAGUCACAACUACUGUCCACCUGGACAGGCGGUUGUGCCUGGCCAGAAAUCAGCCCUCACGGAGUCGGAUUCGCAGAGCAGCUUCGAUGCAGUGUCGCAUCAGAGCAAGGAUGAGCCACCAGUCGGGGGAGUGGGUGUGGCAGUGGGUGUUGAACAAGCCCUUUCCACAUCUGACACUUCGUCGGCCUCCUCCUCAUCGUCAUCUGCUUCUACAGCUUCAGGGAGCUCUAAUAGUUCCACUUCCUCUAUGCUUAUGGCUGGACAGGAGGCUACUGUCGGUGUUGGUGGCGCUGUGCAGCAAACAACUCGUCGCCUCAGCAAGGAUGAAUCCUUUAGUAGCAGUAGCGACGAGUUCAACCAGGGAGGCGUGGGUGGAUCAGCAGGUCGAGUGGCUAUGGCCUCCAGUGGAAGCGGAUCGGGUGCUGGCGACACAGUAGCGGUGGGAUCGGGAUCAACAGCUGGCGGAGAUCUGACGCCGGUGCCCAGCACGUCGGCAGCUGCCCGUGCUGCCUUGGCCGCCAGCUCGACAGGGCCGGUGAUUUCUGCUUCACCUCAUCUCGCAGCUAGCGCCGCUGGAGGCUUAGGAGUGCUGGGUGUGGGUGCAGACCAGCCUUGCACCUCAUCCGCGCAUGCAGCCCGAGCACUGGCAGCUGCAGUGGCUGCUUCCAGCGAUAAGCCGCAUGUUUUCUCCAAUGUCCGGCCCACAGAGGACGCCUGGGAUAUACUGCUGGCCAGAGCCGAGGGUUUGCAUGCCCACGGUCACGGAGCCGAGGCUUGCAUCCUGGCCGUCCGUCUGGCCGAACAGAUGCUGGCGAAUCCGCCUAACCUACUUCUGGAACUGCCACCCGCACCCAAAAGAAAGGGCAAGAAGCAAAACGUGAAUCCCAUCUCGCAUCAGCUGACAGUUGUGGCCUCUGCAACGCUGUCCAAGUGCGCUUUUCUGUGCACAGUGCUGUCGGAGAACUCUGAACACUAUCACAUUGGCUUUCGGAUAUGCCUAUUCGCCUUGGAGAUGCCGCGACCGCCAGCAAGCACCAAGCCCCUGGAAGUCAAGCUGGCCAACCAGGAGGCGGACAUACUGGCUCUACUAAAGCGCCUGCCGCUGGGAUCCGCGGAACUGCAAGUAAUCCGAGAGCGAGCUGAGCAACUGCGCAGCGGAACCUUUAAGACGCGAGGAGAGGCUCUAUUGCCUAUUAACCUGGCCACGUUUAUUUUCGAUGCCCUAGUUACACUCAGCCCCUUAGGUGGAUCCACAAUUGUCCCUGGCGUGGCAUCCACUAGUGGUGUAUCAAGUGCGGCCGGCAAGUCUAUGGUCAAUACAGGCACACGUUUGCUGCUCUACAAGCACAACAGCGAUGAGAGUCUGGGAUUCGAUGCUGCAGUGGCUGCUCUCGGACUAAAAGCCAAUGUGUCGGAGGCAGAGCAUCCGUUGUUGUGCGAAGGAACCCGCCGGCAGCGCGGGGAUCUUGCUCUGACAUUGCUUUCACACUACAAGGAUGAGCCCCGCAAGAUAGCCAAGAUCAUGGAGAAGCUUCUGGACAGGGACAUACAUACGCUUCUAAAUGCGCCACUCCUGCCCGCUUACUACUCGAGUAACCCGCCUGUGAGGACGCGAAGUAAUCAGCCCACGCGUAGGGAGGAUCACGAUUAUGGCGGUGGCUCUGGAUGCGCCUCUUCCAACUGCAAUCCGGUAGCCAAUUUGUGUGAACUUUUGCCGGCGGACUACGGCAGUGUGGGUGGAAACAGUCGACCACACAGCUCCACGAGUGCCGAACUGGAACUAAGCAUGUGUGCCCUGAGCAUGGCCAGCAGUGGUAGCCAGUCGGGAGGCGUUCAAGGCAUGGUGCCCACAACGAAUGCAGCGGGAACCACGGGAACACCCAGUUCCAGCAGCACGACGGUCAGUGGGAGCCAGAAUCCCAAUGGUAAUCCCAGUGGCAGCGGUGGAGGAGGAAAUGGCGGAGGUGGUAACGGAGGAGGAGGAGGCGGUGGCGGUGGUGGUGGAGGCUCCACCAGUAGCCGAAGCAAGGAAAGCCGGUACAAGGGAAAGAGAGCAUAUCCCUCGAUACCCAACCAGCCAUCGGAAGCCAGUGCCCACUUCAUGUUCGAGUUGGCCAAGAAUGUGCUGACCAAGGCCGGCGGCAAUAGUUCCACAUCGCUCUUCACCCAGGCGAGCACGAGCCAAAAUCACCAUGGACCGCACCGUGCCCUCCACAUGUGCGCCUUCCAACUAGGGCUGUAUGCCCUCGGUCUGCACAACUGUGUGAGUCCCAAUUGGCUAUCGAGGACGUACUCGUCGCACGUCUCCUGGAUCCUGGGGCAAGCUAUGGAAAUUGGUGCGCCGGCGAUAAGCUUUCUGAUAGACACUUGGGAGGCGCAUCUAACGCCUCCCGAAGCAGCUGGCAUGGCCGAUCGUGCGUCGCGCGGAUGGGACAGCAACAUGGUCUAUCCGGCGGCGGAGCUGGCUCUGUCCGUUCUGCCCCACGCAGCUGCCCUCAAUCCCAACGAGAUCCAGCGUGCGAUUCUGCAGUGCAAGGAGCAAAGCGAUCUGAUGCUGGAGCGGGCCUGUCUCACCGUGGAGACAGCUGCCAAGGGCGGCGGCGUCUAUCCGGAGGUGCUAUUCCAGGUGGCCCGCUACUGGUACGAGCUGUACAUGCGGAACACGCCGAAUAACAGCGAGUUCGAGCCGCACGAUGACACCAUGGACCAUUCGGCCGUGAGUCUGAGCGCCCUCAUUGAGUCCCAGCAGCAGCAUGAGCUCCAGCAACAACAACAGGCAGUGCAGCAGCAACAGGCGGUUCAGCAGCAGCAGCAGGUGGUGCAGCAACAGCAGCAAGUGGUGCAGCAGCAACAACAGCUUGGCAUGCCCAAUUCCGUGGUGCCAGGCGGCGUUGGCCCCGGCCCCGGACUACCCGUAGCAGUGCAGCCACCCGUAGUUGGUUCUGUCCAGAAUCCACAGGCCCAAUUCCAACCCGUGGGCGUCGCCUCACUGGCUCCCCUCGGACUGGCGCAGUAUCCACCGUACAGCUUCUGCCAGGGCUUGUAUGCGCACCACCACAACAUGAGCUAUCCGCCCGGGCAGAUGCAGAUGUUCAUUUCGGCAGGGCCGCCGCCGCCACCUCAAGCAUACGGCGGCUACCAGCAGCCGCCGCCACAGCAGCCGCCGAAUCCGCAGCAACAGCAGCAGGUUGUGCAACAGCAGGUGCAGCAGCAGCAGGUGGUGCAACAGCAACAGCAGCAGGUUCAGAUGGCCGGGCAGGCGCCACCAGGUCACCCUGGGCAGCAAGGACAUCCAGGUCAACCGCCCUCUGGCUUCCAGCCGCAACCACCGCCAGGAGCAUUCCAGGCGCUGCCGCCGCAGGCCUAUCAGGCAAUGCAAGCGGGUCCCCCGGGCCCGCCGAUGGGUCCGCCUCAGGGCUACUAUGGUCCACCACCACCACCGCCUCCGAACGGUCCGCCUGGCGUGGGCGUGGGCGUCGGAGUCGGCGUUGGAGUGGGCGUGAUGCCAAUGCGCCAGCAUCAGCACCAACAUCCCGUUUACCCAUUCAUGCAGCAGGCGCCGCCGCAGCCACCGCAGCAGCAACAACCGCCGCCCUCGCAGCCACCCGUGCGACAACGACAACCACAUCAGUUUACACCCACCCAGCUGCGAUAUCUGCUGGCUGCCUACAAUGUGGGCAUGCUGGCCAUGGAAACACUGGCGCGACGCGUUCACGACGAUCGGCCGCAGGCGAAGUAUGCCCGCAAUCCGCCGUACGGCGAGGAUGUGAAAUGGUUGCUACGGAUCAGCAAGAAACUGGGCACCCAGUAUCUGCACCAGUUCUGCAUCUGUGCGGUCAACUCGAUCGUGAGUCCGUUCGUGCUGCAUGACGUGGCCAUUGAGUCCGCCCACUAUCUGGGCAGGAACAACCACCAGAUGGUGAUGCAGCACCUGCGUUCUGCGCUCACGCCUCUCGUCCAGAAGUGUCAGCAGAUGUACAUCCAAUGCAUCCAUCAGAAGCUGUAUCAUCUGACCCAGGGCGACUAUGAGGAGUUUGCCAGCAUUGUAGUGGCGGCACGCGCCGCUUUCCAGAUCACGCCGGAGGGGAACGCGCAAUUCAAGGACUGGCUGCAGUCUAUCAAGCGAUCGAAAUCAUGCAAAAAGGAGCUGUGGACCCAGAUCAAUGCGGCCCUGCAGAGCAACUCCAAAUGACAAAGACUUGACUCCUGCAAUCUGAUGACGGCAGUGGCAACAGCAACAUUGGCGACAACGACGGCGGCGGCAGGGACAUCGGCCACAGCUGAGUGCAAGACAACAACGGUGGCUGCGAGUAGCAGCAGCAACAACAGCGCUGGUAAUCACAACAACAUCGGCAAUAGCAGCAGCAGCGGCGUCAUUACCAACAACAACAGCAGCAGCAACGGCGGCAACAUCAACAUCGCCAUCAGCGACUCAGUGAACGGACACAACCAUCAUCAUCACCACCAUCACCACAGGCAUCAUCAUUUGCUGGACACGCCGGCUAGCAGCUCUGUGGGAUUAGCAACAGCUACAGCAGCAGGAGGAGGAGGGACAGCAGCAGCAAUCCCAGUAGCAGCCACACCGGUUAGCAAUACACCAGCAACAGCAUCGUCAUCAGCAUCAGCUGCAGUUGCAGCUGCGGCUGCAGCUGCUGCAGCUUCAGCAGCACCAAGCAGCGUGGCCAGCUACGAGCGAUCGGAGCGAAGACCCCCACUACUGGGAGCACCACCUGCGCUGUCCACGGUCAGCAAUAACAACGGCCGAUCGGGCGCAGCGAUCGCGUAUCACUCGCUGAUGCCGAACUUUUAUCCCAGCACGCGGCAGCUGCACAUGCAUGGCCAUGCCCGGGGUCAUGCGCACCCACCACAGCACGGUCAACCCCAUCCCCACCAGCAACCCCAGCCACACUCGCAUCCCCACGCGCAUCCGCAUCCGCACCCACAUCCCCAUCAGUACCAACUGCAGUCGCUAAGCCACUACCAUCAGCAACUUUAACAACGUGUCGCUGGCACUGCCCAUGGGUACGGGCUACCAGCGGCUGGUGCGCCUGCUGCUCCUGCUGCAGCGUCGUCGCUUUGGCGGCCGCAAGAACAAAACGGCGGCGGCGAACGAAGUGGAAGAGGAGAUGGACGCGCAACUGCAGCAGCCAGCGGUGGCUGUGCCUGUCGGCGAUGAGGCUGGGAACCAGGGAACCAUCGCCACUUGGCUCUGGCUGUGGCUGUGGCUGCUAGUGUUGCUGGUGCUGCUGUUGGUCCUGGGCCUGCCGCUGCUUUUGAUGAUGCUCCUCUGAUCCGCCUCCACAUCCGGAGCCAGUCCCCUCCCGAGAACCACCGCACUUAGUUCAUGUUAAACAUAGUUCUUAUUUGUAUCUUCAGUUUUCGUUAGCCAUUUUUUUUUUUUCGUAUUUAGCUACACUUAGAUACACGAUGGAGACACUUUUCAGGCGUGGGUGUGUGUGUGUGCGUGUGAGCAUUUUAGACUGAGAUAUCUGCCAACAACAACAAAUACCGAUGCCCACACACAGGCACACACCCACGCAUAAGAACAACAACAACAACAACACCCACAAGCAUGGAAGUUGGAAAAGCUCUGUUUGAUUUUUCAAAAAUGUGUUCAGUUAAACUAACGUAUUUAUAGAGAUGAUCUAUCAAAUAGUUUUCUACACCGACAGCUAUAUGAAAAAGAACUCGGACUUUUACAUAUAUGCUUACGAUCCCUAGACCUAACUUUAAAUAAUUUUCACUAACAUCAGCUUCGCAAAACGUAAGAAUACCCAUCUUCUUCUAUAUAUAUAUAUAUAUUUUGUAGUCUUAAGUAUGAGUAAAAAAAGAACGGUUUAUAUACCAUAUACAUAUUAAUACCGGUGGUUAAGCAAUUUUUUAGGAUUUUCAAAUUUAUUUGACCAACAACAUUCAAUAUCCAACACGAAAACCCAUCGAUGCACUAGAAAUUCUUCGCUGAGCAGUUUAUUUUGAAUGUUCAACUAGCAAACGAUCUCAACUAAAGUAUCCUCACAUUUCCAGUUGUGUAGAAUUACUACGUUUGAAAAAUGUGGGAAACCGCGCCACGCCCACAAAAAGCUGAAUCUGAUGGAUGUGUAUUUAGGUCUAUACAGCUAAACAAUAGAUAGCGAAUAUUCGAAAUAAACUGCCAGGAUUUCUUUUGCUUCGACCUACAUAUAUGUGUCCGUCUUUUCCGACUUUAUAACGACCGAGCAAAGACAGAUCGAAAUCAUUAUGCUCGCACACAUGCACACACACACACACACACACACACACUUUUUAUGAUAUACAACUAUUGAAAGAAAAUGGUUUUUGUUGGUUAAUCAAACGAGUUUAGCUAAAUCAUCAGAAGAGGAGUUUCUAUUUUUACAUUUAAAAUAAACAACAACAAAAAAAGAACAAAAAACUACAAAAACAAACUAAAAAAAUAUAUAUUCUUUGCUUUACAAAAUUGUUUAUAUUUUCAAACAUUUUUUAAUUAUUUUUUAAUGGUUUUUAUAUCGACGCAUAUAAAACAUUCUUAUUAUUAAACCAUUAAUACACAAAAGAUACAAAAAGCAAACGAAAAAAAAGAUCAAACAAUUUUUUUUUAUUAUAUACAAACAGUGCUGUUUUGAAUAAAUAUGGUUUUUUGGAUUUAUUUCAAAACACGCAGUGAAAAGCGAAAAAAAAAACGAAACAAAAAACAAAAAACAAAAACACACAAAAUAAUCUAUGUUGGUUUUAUUUUUCUUGGUUUUCCUUCCAGAUCACAUAAUUUGUUCACUUAAGCUUUGGUUUUCACUUCUUACUAUUAUUCACUUCUUAUUAUUAUUAUUGUUUAGUUGAUCCUUUCUUUUGCGGUUCUUUGCCACCCAAUCCCAUCCAUCAUUCCAAUCCAACGCAACCGAUCUUCAGCCCAAACAAAAGCAAAAAAAAAAAGAAAAACUAAAGCAAACUGCCACUUUCGUGAGGAUUCGAUUCAGUAAUGUUACAUGAAUAUUAUAAAUAUAACUAGUUAUACACGAUCGCGAGCCCCUGAAGAUUCCUCGAGUGCAGGCGGCCUGAGCUCCUCGGGAUUCCGGAUCGGAUCCCUGGAUUGGUAUCGAAGCAGCCGGAUCGGAUCGCUUCAGUUCCCGCUUAAAGGUUGUAAAUACGGACGACGUCUUAUAUAAGUAUUGUAACUCCCUUGUGUUUUUGUAUAAUUACGAGUAGAGCAGCCAGAAACCGAUUAUAAAGCGAAUAUAUAAAUGAAAUUACAUCGAAUCCAGACCGAUUUCGAUUUCGAUUUCGAUUUGGAUUUGGAUUUCGGACUCAGAUUCGAAUUCUGAAAGCAAUCGCGUAAUUUGUAAACUUUUAGUAGGCAGUGUUUUAUACAAAGAGCGUAGCAAAGAAAAUACCGAGAGCAACUUAAUCUAUUUAUAUAAAGUAAAACGAACGCAAUCUGUAAAUUAAAAUUAACAACAUGUUUUUAAAUUACCAUAUAGUUGACUAUUUCCGUGACAAAAAAAAAAAAGAAAACAAGAAGAAACAAAAACCCAAUUUAGAAGGAAAGGCAGACGAUUUCUCGCUUUGUUCGCCAUUAAUAUUUGUAAAAUAACGAUAAUCCCCAAUUAGCAAAACCAAACGAUCGAAGAACGAAUUGUGGAAAAUAUAAAACUAUAGCAACGCAACUAGCAGACAAAGGAAGACCAUUAACCCAUUGACUCGAACCACUCAAUAACAAUAACUGAAUAGUAAAACGAACAAACCAACAACAUUCGAUCUUAAAUAAAAAUAAUAAAUGCGAACAUAAUGUUAACGUAGCCGAUUAGCCUUUAGAUCACAUAUAGCGCAUAUUUUACACAAGCGUAGUGAACCAAUUUCCAAACUAAACUUAGAAACUCCACGAACCCCAAUUACACAGAUCCCCAAAUCACCAACUCACCUACACCAAAGUUUUUUUUUUUUUGAGUCAUCUGCAGUGGAAUAGUUUUCACUUCCAAAAAAAAUAAAUUAUUCGAUUUUUAAAUUCAAUAUCGUGCACGUACAUUAACUCCUUAUUUUUAAUGGUAGAAAUCGAAUAUCUGGACUUUGCGUAGAUUUUGAAGAUCUGUCCCAUAUCAUUCAACUGCCACUGACAUUAGGUUCAUCUUAGAACAAUAUUAGCAAGUAAUGCCGAUUCCAUUCGAGAUUCAGUUUCCACCAACUUGGUCGUAGGACUCCACGAUUCCCCCACAAGACAUGCACCCACAAUUAUCCUUGCGCCCUGGCGUGUAUAUAGCCAAGCACUGGAUCGUCCGGAGCUGGACGGGAUGUGGAUGCAGUGCGGCUAUGUCAGCUAUAUAGCUUGCGAAUCUGCUUCCCGUUUGGAUCUGCACCACAUACAUAACAUAUAUACAAAUAUAGACAACUCCCAUAUAUAUAUAUAUAUAGAUAUAUAUAUAUAUAUAUAUACAUAUUUACAGAUACAUAUUAAAAUUGAAGCGGACAUAAAUUAAUAUUUAAUCUUAAGUCGGAAAUAAAACAUUACCUCAUACUUUAAAAACUUAUGAAGACAGUUACAAGUAGAACACUCGAAAAUAUAUAGAUUAUAUACCAUAUACACGAUAAAUAUAGGCCAUUUUUUUGUAGCAAUCGAACUUAGGCUUUAUGAAAUUCUAUCAUUUGUGAAACGAAUAGCAGCUAUGAUUUUCCUGCUGUGAGAGAGAAAACCGAGGAAAACCGUGGAAAUGUGCAGUUUUAAGGAGGGAGUGGGAUUAACUUCCAUUCCGGGGAUUCCCCCAUUGGCACCUUUCUCUACUCAUGGCUCUUUGUACAUUUUUGCACUGUAAAAAUAAAAUAUUAAAAAUAUAAAUAUAUAAAUUGCUUGCUAAAAAAGUUUAAACAAAAACGAAUGGAAAACGCGCAAAGUUUAACAUAAAAUAUAUACAUACACGAAGCGACGUUAUUUAUAUAUACGCCUACAGAAACAUGCAAAAAACUAUUAUAUACAAAAAAAUAUAUACAUACAUAUAUAAAUAUAUAUAUAUAUACAAUACUUAUUUACAUUGCGUAUUUUAGCGUUUUAUUCGACAUCGGAAAAAAUAAAAUUAAACCAAAAACCAAUCGUAGAAACGCUACAAAAGUGUUCUUUUUAACGAAAACAAAAAAUAAAUAAAAAUAAAUACAGAGAGCGGAAAAUAGAAUAUUAAAUUAAGCAACAGAAAAUAUUUAUACACUGAGAUGCCGCGGCGAGUUGAAAGUUUGAAUAUAAAAAAAAAAAACAGAUUGGAGAGCGACAAAUUUUUAAUUGAAUUUCUAAUUUUACAAAAGCAUACAUGUUUUAUUUACCAAUCGCUGUAAAUAUCAAGCAACACACUAUUCUGGUGGGCUUUUUUUUUUUUAAUUUUAAACUGUCUCCACUAUUCGGCCACAGCCCCCAGCCACGCCCCCUGAAACCAAUACCACUACAAUGCAAAGCUUUAAUUCAUUGCCACACACAACACAAUUCAUAGGGACACAACACAUACACACCCAGCAAAGCAAAUGUGCUUUAAAAAUAAAAAAUAUGUUUCUCUUAAGUAAACUUAAAAACUUUUUACAAACAGACGAAACACAAAGACACAGAAAACAAGAACUCUGCCAAAAUCAAGCUAAUACAGACGAACAAAAGUAAAAACUAAAUGAAACCCGAAAUCUUCUCUAAAAAAUAGCAACAAAUUGUAAACAAGAAUAUAACACGGAAAUAACUAAUUAUACAUAAAUGAUUAAAUAACGACUCGAUGAGCAGAAAGAAUAACAAAAAUGGAAAUUAAAAAGCUUAUUUUAUAUAUUCAAACAUACAACAAUAAAAAAAAAACCGAAAUGACCAUUAAUGAACUAAAUUAUAAACGAACCGAGAUAUAGUGUAUAUGAAUGAUUUUUAACAAUGUAAAAAUUUUGAACCAGUCUCUUUCGAAUUUUAUUCGUUUUCAAAUGGUCCGAAAAGCAAGAAGCUGAGUUAGUGAGGGAGAGAGAUAGAGUGAAGAGAGGGCUAGAGCAGCGCAUUAUUAUUAACUAAUUUAAUAUGCAAUAUAUCUACUAUAUUUAAAGAAAACCAAAAUAAUACAGAUACAUGAACGAGGAAAAUUAAAAUAUACACCGCAAGGGAGGACAUAAAAUGAACACAUUUUAAAACAAUGAAAACAAAACGAAAAAAAUUAC
Drosophila melanogaster (fruit fly) is the source of this 13753-nucleotide messenger RNA. It is a transcript of the gene Dora, whose product is annotated as dorado. Gene Ontology annotation, molecular function: zinc ion binding. The transcript is spliced from 8 exons. Gene Ontology annotation, biological process: protein ubiquitination. NCBI's taxonomy places the organism in Eukaryota, Metazoa, Arthropoda, Insecta, Diptera, Drosophilidae. The record is from RefSeq and is marked reviewed. Bases 1491 to 7799 code for a protein of 2102 amino acids.